This is a messenger RNA of Coregonus clupeaformis (lake whitefish), 1252 nucleotides long. RefSeq names its product claudin domain-containing protein 1. The record is from RefSeq and is a predicted model, not a curated record. Gene Ontology annotation, cellular component: membrane. NCBI's taxonomy places the organism in Eukaryota, Metazoa, Chordata, Actinopteri, Salmoniformes, Salmonidae.
UUCACAAACGGACACUCUUGAAUUGCAAACCAUGGUGGAUAACCGCUACGCUACCGCCCUGGUCAUUGGCUCUGUUCUGAGUCUGCUGGCCACAGUCUAUCUCUCUGUUGCCGUAGGAACACAGCACUGGUACCAGUACCGAAGUCUGCCCGGCAACCAUGAGGCCAGCAACGCGGAGCUCCGUGAGGACUUCAUCAACGGGGAGUUUGAUGAAAAGACCUACAGCGAUACGCUGUUCCGCCUCAAUGGCACCCUUGGGCUGUGGUGGAGGUGUGUGCAGGCGCCAGGCCAGUCACACUGGUUCAAAGAGCCUGAUCCUAAGAUGGUAACACAGUGUGUGAGCUUCACUCUGCCUCAGCAGUUUGUACCCAAGUACAAAGAACCAGGGAAUCACAACACUGGGAGGACCUACCUGUGGAUGUGCCAGUUCCUGCUGCCUCUGGUGUCCCUAGCCUUGGUGUUCCUUAGCGGGCUCAUCGGGGUAUGCGCCUGCCUCUGCCGCAGCAUCACCCCAACUGGGUGUGGAGUGCUCCACCUGCUAGCAGGUCUGUGUUCCUGGGCUAACGUGUGCUGCUUCCUGGCUGGCAUGGGACCUGCUCCACAGGGUUCGUGCUUGCCCGAGGAUGUGGGACGGCUCCUGAGCUGGUCCCUCUACCUGGCCCUCCAUCUCCUCGCCACUCAGAUGAUGGCGGCCGCCCUCUUCCUGUGGCGCCAGCAGCCCGCUCAGAACUACACCAUGACCGCCUACCGGGUGGCCUGGAAGAGACUGGGUUUCUUUUAUACGUCAGGGUUGCUGUUCAAAGAUCCCACCAUGCAGACCAGCAGCGUGUCCAGGACGCAGGCAGCCUGGGCGUGGGAGCAGAUCUUGGGCCGGGCGGGGGUCCUGGACCUCGGAGGAAAUCCAGGCCGGAUGGAUCGCCCGGCCAUGGAGGGAGGCGGUAGCGGCGCGGCGGAGAGAGUAAUCGUUUCUCGGACGCGACCCAGGCAUGGGCAGCCGGCUGAGGAGGCACGCGUUCAGGCCCCAGGUUACGGGAGCCAUUGGCCCGUUCCGCUCCACGCACCGCCGUCGCGUCGUCCGUCCACCCGUUGCUGCUCCCGCACCAAGCCGAGUGCGAUGCGUCGCCUAAGCCCGUUCGGCUCCGCGCAAAGCCAGGUCCUUCGCCCGUUCGGCUCCCGCGCCAAGCCAAGUGCGCAUCGUCCUCCCCGUUGCUGCUCCCACGCCAAGCGGUGCCUCGUCAGCCCGUCCCCGUAG